AACAGGAUGUGUGUCUAAGUUCAUGUGCAAAAAGUGCCUGCAUGCUGAGCAAAAAGUGAAGUGUGUUUGUCGUGAUGCAGGGUGAGAAACAGAAAGCAGCUCUUCUUCAGAUGGCCGCCUCAGGCAGAGAGCAGAUCCGCUGUCCUCCAGUCCAGGACUGGAUCGUUUUUGUACUCUGAUCUGAUUCUCAUCUGGGCGGAUGCUAAGCUCAGAUCAACACCCAGGUGCUCUGUGUUUUGGACUCCUUAUGUGGCUCAACAGAGAAGCUUGGACAUUUCUGCUUGAAUUCAUCACAUCUCAGAGUUUGACAGCAUGGACUCCAUCUCUCAGACUUUGCGAGAUCAGGUCUCUGAUCUGCUGAAGCCUCACAGAGCCUGCCUAGUGACACCAGUUCUUCUGCACCAGUCAAACCAGUCAUGUGGGAGAUCAGGAAGCAAGUUUGUGGUGCUGAGUCUGUGGAGAGGCUAUGUGGUCACGAACAAGCAGCCACUCAAGGUGGAGAGUGCAUUUAGCUACCUGGAGAUUUCUUCCAUCAACAUUCACAGUCUCACUCAGAUUGAGUUGGAGACAGACAGGCAGAGCCUGUCUUUCAGUGUCUUGCAUGAUGAAGAUCUUGUAGCCAUGAUCAGCCACAUGACCACGUCACUGAAGAGGAUCUUCCCAGAUUCUUCUCCAGGUAAGCUGUUGAAGAGAGUUCCCCAGGACCUCCAGGAAAGGCUGCUCACUCUGACUGGUAUCAUAGAGGAGCAGCUGAACAGCCAGCCAGGCCCCUGUGGAGGUUUCUCUGAUACCUAUGCUGCUCUUUGUGAUUGGAAUGAAAUGCCAUUCAGAGAAGAAAUUCAGUGGGACGUGGACAAUAUCUACUACAUACAUAACUGGAGAAGGUUCAACCUGCUGGACUUUAGCCAUUUAGAAAGCAGAGACUUGGCAUUGGCAGUAGCAGCUUUGUCCUUCAACCGAUGGUUUACUAAGAUCUACUGCAAAGAACUCAAACUGUCAGCUGACAUCCAGCAGCAGCUCACUUUCCUGCUGUCCAAAUCUUCAAGUCUGGAGGAACUCUCGCUGGAGGACUGUGGAUUGAAAGUAGACUUUGCUAUGAAAAUGGCUGCUGCCCUCCAAGAGCACACAUCUUCCGCCCUGAAAGCCCUCAAUCUGUCAGGCAACUCCAUUGAAGAUAAAGGUGUAAUCGCCCUCAGUCAGGAGAUCAAGCAUCUAAAUGAGGGACUGAGGUUCCUCUCCCUGAGUCGUGUAUCAAUGAGCGCCAAAGGUCUUGGCUGUCUGGGUCAGGUGCUGUCCUCCUGUCAGCAGUUUUCUACCUCUCUGACUCAUCUUAACCUGGCUGGCAACCCAGGAAGUCUGGUGACUGAGGACGCCACGUUUCUCUUCAAGUUCUUGUCUGGUACAAACUCCCUGUCACAUUUGGACCUCAGUGACACCAACUGCCCUCUGGACACACUAUUUGUUUCACUGUCUGCUGGAUGUUGUUACAAGUUGACUCACCUGAACCUGGCCAGAAACCCCUUCAGCCACAGGAAAGUGCGGGAGGUGACCAGGAGUGUCCAGGAGUUCUUCAGUCAGAGCUGUGAGCUCAGAUACGUUGGCCUGUCUGCAACCAAACUACCUCCACAAGCUCUCAGGUUAUUGCUGCAAGGUCUUGCCACCAACACUCAUCUCUUUGGUUUGGAGUUAGAUCUCAGCAGCUGUGAGCUGUGUUCAGCAGGGGCCCAGGUGAUACAGGAGCACAUCUCUGAGGCUACAGCGAUCAGAAGUUUGGAUAUUUCUGACAACAGUUUUGAGAAUGAUAUGGUGACUCUGGUUCUGUCUGUGGGUCGAUGCCAGUCUCUUCAUCACCUUGCUCUUGGAAGGAACUUUGCCAUGAAGUCCAGAGCUCUCACCGACCUUCUUCAUCGUAUAGCGCAGCUCAUUCAGGAUGAAGAGUGUCCCCUGCAGUCUCUCUCAGUGUCAGACUCUAAGCUGAAAACAGGGAUGCACAUUCUGCUCAGCGCUCUAGGGGGUCAUACUACUCUAUCUGAGCUGGACAUCAGUGGGAAUAAUAUUGGAGACACUGGAGCCAAAAUGCUGGCAAAAGCCCUGAUGACCAACACCAUGCUGAGGUCUCUAACAUGGGACAGAAACAACGUCACUGCCAGAGGUUUCCAGGAUGUGGCAGAUGCCUUGGAAAGGAACCUUACUCUACAGAAGAUGUCUCCCCCCUUGGCUGAUAUCACACAGAGUUACCGCAGCAACCCAGAGCAAACAAAAGAAGCCCUGAACAAGAUUCAGCAGUGUCUGUCCAGAAACAACAUGAGACAUCCUGGCAGUUUGGAGCAACAGCAGGUGUUCAGGAGUCAACAAUCUGAGAAGAUGAUCCAAGGUAUGUGUCGACAGCUGGAAGACACCCUGCAGCGUGUAAGCCACUGUAAUACCCAGGCGGUCCAGAAUGAUAUCAUGGCUGCCCAUGAAGUGCUCCAAAACGCCAGAGAAUCUCUGAAGCUGCUUCCAUCUCUGUGUGAUGAGAGCAGGAAGUGUUCAUCUGAUGGAGACUGGGUGAUGGAUAUCUUGUCUGAUGCUGCCUCAGAACUAACUCAGGAAAUCAAAAGAGACUUUCAGGAGCUGGGUCAAGAUCUGAUGGGAUAUGCAGAAACAGUGUGUCCAAGGGUGGUGCGGCGCUCCAGUGUCUGCAAGAGUCUAGAAGAGUGUGUGUCUAAAAGAAGCAAGCAGGCGGAAAUAUUCCUAAGAAGCACCCUGGUGGAAACCGCAGGGCAAAUCAUCAGCACCAGAUUGAGUGAAUUGAGACAAACAUUGGGUGUGACUCUGGUGGAAAACAUUGUAGAACAAAUUCUACAAGAUCUGACUGAAGCACAGGACAAGAUGGACUCCAUAAUAAGUGAAAAUCCUUCCAGUGUGCAAAGAAUCAAUGUCCCAGAGCUUCGGCUGACUGACAGUGAUUUUCCAACGGAUGAUUACAGUCCAGCAUUCUGGAGAAGCAGUUUGCUUUCUAAGAGCCUAAGGCCUGCUGCUUCAAUCAAAAGUCUCUUGGAUGCAGAUUGUGAUCAACACACCAGGGAGAGAAGAACGGAGAGAGAGAGGGGAGGAGCUGCCAGAGAGGAUGAUGGAGGAGGAAGGUGUGCGCUCCCACAGUUGCCACUCUCAACCUCAAGUCCCUCCCUUUCCCCUUCUACUUCCUUGUCCCCCUCCCCCCAACUACAGAGAAGGAGGAGGUUGAUGGAGGGGGAGGUGGCAUCAGUGGAUGCUGCAGAAGCAGUAUCAGGAGAUAGUGGAGCAUCGCUCAGCCCUCCUCCCAGCCGCCCCCCUAUCUACUCCAUCCCUUAUAAAGCUCCAAAACAGGAGGCAGCUGGUGGUGGAGGCCUAAACGGACGACAGGCUCGCUUCCCUGGCUGCAGCCCCAGCACAGGCCCCCACCCUGGCUCUGGAUUCUCUGUUUCUCCCAUGGAGCCUCUACCAAGUCAGGGACAGACUCUAAGGCACUACACUGCCGCCCGACCACGGCCACGGCGCACACACACGCAACCCCCCUCCUCCAGGCCUCAGGAACCAGUGUCCGAAGAAAAGAAGGAAGAUAAUGAGGCAAUGGGCAGAGUGGAUGAGGGAGUAGAAGAGUUCUUCACCAAGAAAAUCAUUCCUGACUAUGCAUUAAAAGGCCGAUGGGAGGAGUCAAACCCUGCCCAAAUCCUUCCCACAGUGCCAAGCUCCACCUAUUUUUCCUCUCCAUCUGACAUCCCUUCAUCUACCACCACUCCCACCACCUCUCCCUCUGCCACAUCUACUGACACUUCCCUUCCAUCCAUUGAUGUUCGCUCCCUUUCCUCAUCUACCACCUUCCCAUCCACAACUUGCUCCACCACCACCACAAUUCCUACAAAAAAUAUAAAGAAAAAGUUUGGUGAUUUCUUCGCCUUCAAGAGGGCUCGAGCAGGCCGAGCUGCCAAGACAGGCAGUGGAGAUGGAGGACAUGGAGCUGAAGGGGUCAAGGUCAAAAGGACCUCCAUUGCAGAUCUCAUUCGACCCCUACGGGAGGCCAAAGACAGGGACAGAGGCAGGGAAAGAGACAACGAGAGGGAGAAGGAAAGAGAGAAGGAGUCAGAGGAGGAUGCUAACAUUUAUAAUGAUGCCACUACUGCAGAAGGAACUGCCGCCCCCGGCCGCUAUCUUGCCGACGUUGUGAGGGAAACAGUAACCCCCGCUGAGUCAUUGACCACAACGCAAUCCAGUGAGAUGACUCCUUCCUACCCCACCAUCACAACAAGCCCUGAACUCACCACCUCUGUACUUUCUGAACCGGAGCAAGCAGCAGUUCCUGCAAUACCACACUUCAGCACCACUCCUGCAUUCAUUACAACACCACCUGAGCCAGAAGCUCCAUCAUAUGUGGAGAGGAGACUGAGGGUGACCAAAAGACUGAGAGAAAACAAGAGCCAGAGUCUCAUACUGCUGACAGGAAUAGAGCCAGACGACAAGGAUAAUACACCCAAUAAGAAACAUGCAUCCGAUGGCACACCUGGCUUUGAACAGAGGCUUCAGGUGAUGCUGCACAGAAUGGGAGUGUCCAAAACUCCACCUGCUGAAACCAAGAUGUGCCAGGUAGACAGGAGUAAAGACGAGGAGAUGAGAAAAGCCACCUCUGAAGGUGCUAUCCUAAACAAACCUGAACUACCUCCCAAAGACAUCAAGUCCAGAAUAAUGUCCACUUCAUCAGCUGAGUCCAGGCAUCCUCUGAGAGUGCAAGACCCCAACCGACCAGAACCGCUUUACCCAAAGCCUUCCCUUCCUGAGUGCAUCAUGGGUCCUCUGCCCCCUAAACCUCUCUCAGCCAAACUCCCUCCACCCAUCCCAGCUGCUCGCCCCUCCUCUGCUCCUGCCUUCACCAGCUCAUCAGAGCAAGUCCAACUUACAGCUCACACACAUGAUGGCAGGCCAAUGGAAACAGAGCAGAAUGGCAGCAGGGACGGGUUGCAGGGUGAAAUCCCUCCCCUGUCUCCAAGGAAGGAACUUCAUUCUUCAGCCCCAAAAUCUCGCAGAGGUGACGGCGCACCAGAUCGCAGCGAGAAAGUACAAUCUGUCACUGAGGAGAGUCUUCCUAAAGUACGCCAACACUUGAAGCCCCUCCCACAGCGCAGAGCUGUAUCUGUCCAUGAGGAGGCACUGACGAUGACGCAAGAACUCAAGGCUGUAUUACAGAAGUCACCCAUCCGUUUCCGGGGCAACCGCUGGGACCUGCCCUCCUGCAAAGAAGAUGAAGCUCAUGCCUGCGCCACAGAAAGCAAGCCGGAUGAUGAAAAGAAGGUCAAGAGUCAGAUGGAUGAACAGGAGGCAGAGAGAGGACAAGCAAGCUGUGGAGAUACAGUGCCUCCAACCAAGCAGCUACUUUCACAAGAGGUAGAAGUACCAAGAUGCACUUCAUCUGACAAGACUUCUCCUGUGAUAGAGAGACCUCCUGUUCUACCCAGGAAAGUGGAAAAGUUACCUGUAAACCUUGCAUCUGAGAGAAAGAGUCCGACCAGAAUCUCAGCUUCCUCACCAUUGCAAGAAAAAGUCCACAACACGUUGCCAGUUGGCUCUAAAUCCACAGAAAUAUCCCGCAUAAGCCCAUCCUCCCAGAAAAACAGAUCUGUCGCUUUGGAUCAGGGUAAUAACCCACAAGGGAAAGGAGAGGCACUGUCCCCACAGCACACAAAGAUGGCUGAGCCAGCAGAGCACAGAACUGAGCCCUGUCUGUUUGACUGAUGCACACAACAGUCUGACCUGGAAGAGCUCUGUCACACCACUGAGGUCAGGAAGUACGGGGGUAGGAAUCUCAUGUAAUGUGAAUGUCCUACUCUUUUGUUUUUGUUUUUCGGCAGCAUCGUUGUGUUUCUCAUCAUAGUGUGGGCAAGGCCAGCUUCACAGUUAAUUCUUGGGAUGAAUAAUCUUCUUGCACGCUUUUCACUGGAGGGAUGAAUCUAACAUAGAUUAUGCUCAUUUCUGUUAUUGAAUUCAAGUUUAUGCUGAUUUGAUUUAUGUGGUCUUUGCUUGUUCUCACCAAAAGGCCAAAAUGUUAGCUGGAGCUAGUUAGCAUGCACCAAUGUGUGUCUGGUGAAUGGGUUGAUGAAGCUGACAGGUCGUCUUCUGACAUAAGAUAAUUGUUUUGGUACUAUUAUUUUGUUAUCAAACUUAGAGUUUUUAACCACUAGCAUGUUGGGUUUUAUGUCACCUCACCUUUAACAUUAAAUAUGGAUUUAUGUACUGUUAAGAAAGACUCAUUCAACAUAUUUAUGUUUCAGCAUUUCAGCAUAUGUCAAAAAUAUUUAUUUACACAUUUUACCCACACUUUCUUGUUAUACAUUUAAAAGUGUGCUUCACACAGUGAACUUGAUGGUUAUAGUAUUUUGUUUGUUUUUAGUUUUUAAUCUUCUGGAAAUGAGCAAUGAAGUUACUUUGUUACUUAGAUUGUUUUUUUUUUUUAUGCAGUAGUUCAGGGAAUUCUGAUUAUGACCCAUCACAAUAUUGGCUGCAGUAAAUAACUCCUUUAUCUCCGAUGAAACAAAAAAAUAGUUUUCAAACUAAUGUUACUGUUUUUAUUUAUUUAUUUUUCAUUAUUAUUAUUUUUAUUUUAUUUUGCUAUGUUAAAACAACUCCAGUCUCAACAACGUUAACAACAUAGAGAUUCAGGCAUUUUUUUCUCAAUGGUUUGAACCAGCAUUUUUUUUUUUUUUGGAGUAGAGUUUUAUAAAGCUUUCUAAAAAUAAACUACAUAUAUAUUUGAUACGGCAGCAUGUCUAAAGAACUAAAAAACAGUGAGGGCAGGUUUAACAAUAACCUUGCAAAACUAUUAAUUGGAGAAAGAAAAGUUUAAAACAAUGAAUAUUCUGAACACAGAAUAGCUACAUUCCACCUGCUGUUUCACAGUUCUGUGUUUGUAUGAAAGGUCAUUGUCAGUAGACCUGCAUAUUUAGUCAUGUAAAAGUUCAUCCUUCAUGAGAAUUAGUUCCAAGUUCACCUCACAUUGAUUAGAACGGAAAUUAUGCAUGUACAUUGCUUACUACCAAUAUAUUCUGAACAAAUAACAAUCCUUACACAAAGUGAACAAUGAACAUUUGUGUUCAUAAUUCUUUUUGAUUCAAAGCUGUUCAUUUGACUUUUUGUUAUUAUUCAAAAUGUGCCAUUUGACAUCUCUUUAGUAUUUGUUGUACAGACUCUGCAUCAAGUCCAUGUUGCAGAGUAAAUCUCACUUUCACCUCUCUUAUUGCUUUAGUUGUGAAAAAGAAACUUUCUUACCAAAGGAAGCAAAAUGUAAAACUAUUGUUUUGAUCAUGACUUCAACAGCACUUUAAGCCUGAUAAGCGUAUUUAAUAUAAUGUCCUGGUUCUGUUUAAACAUGAUAGAGAAAAGGUCAAAGUAACAGAGUCCAUUAAGCUGAAGCCUUAUUACUCAGUUGGUGUUUUGUAAAUGCAAACCUACACUCUCUGUGUGCAUGCUAAUCACAGAGAUGGAGUGCAAACACAACACAGUGUGGCUGGAGCACCAACCUGCAGCCGAUGUUAAGUUUAAGCUGAGAAAACAGGUACUGUUGUCAAUGUAAGAGUGAACGGAAAGGCAGACAUUAUCUAUAGUGGCUCCGGUUGAAGACUAAUGUGUUGUUUAACUGCCUAAAGUCACCAAGCGCUUGCCUAUGAAGGAAUGUUGCAACUCUUUUCCACAUGAAGUAUCAAGCAUUGGUUUCAAAUGUCUCUCGGUUUUCUCUCUUAAUAGGUUUAAAUAUCGCAAAAAGAGAAAUGCUCUCUGUUCAUCUUCAUCUUAGAACAGCGUUGUAAAAUUCAAAGAUCCACAAAACAAAAAAUGAAUUCACCAGAACAUGUUCACACUGAACGCAUAGACAUAUGGAGAAUGGAGUUGUUUUAAAAUUUCUAAUUUUAUUUAGCUGUUAGCUCUGAAACAAGACAUUGAGACAGUUACCUUUUCAAAGGUAGGGUUCUUAUGUCUGCACAGCAGAACCUUACAUAAAAAGCUACAUGCUAAGUUCAGGUAAACAUGUAUAAAAUAUUGUUUUAAACUAAUUAAACUCUAUUUCUGAAACAUGUGAGCACUUCAAAACUUAUUAGUACAAUUAUGCUCCAGCACUUACACAACGGAUUCAUAAUGGAUAAAAAAAAUGCUUGUAGUUUGAUAGUGAUCAUUGGGACACUGCUAGCAGUGUCCCCUUGCAGCAGUGGUUAAAAGUUGAUUAUAUCAUGUAAUUUCCUUCAAAGUCAAUAGAAUCUAAAAUGAAGUUCCUGUUACAGUUCCUAUAUGGAAACACAUUUUUACAUAAAUGCUGUCAGAUUUGUAAUUUAUUUUUUGUCACCAGUCAUAUUGUCGUUACUUUAUGAGGGAUAAUUUUUCACCAGCUCAGUAGUUCACCUGGUCUUUAUGUGUCAUCUGAUGCUAUGUCAGAUACCAACACCACAUUGUGAUUUAUCUUUGAAACUCUCAGGGCAGCUGUGAGAAACGACGUGGGAUUUUUCUAAACUGUUAUGUUCUCUUUAACUUGCACGUACAGAAUAUUUACAAAACUGCAUAAAUCAAAUUAGUUUGAACAGAGUGUAAAUCUAUACCUAUACUUGUUAUCAAUUAAUAAAAAAAGUAUUGACAUGUGUUCUA
Xiphophorus maculatus (southern platyfish) is the source of this 8637-nucleotide messenger RNA. It is a transcript of the gene carmil2, whose product is annotated as capping protein, Arp2/3 and myosin-I linker protein 2-like. Gene Ontology annotation, cellular component: lamellipodium; plasma membrane. The transcript has 41 exons. The coding region runs from base 313 to 5745 and encodes 1810 amino acids. Gene Ontology annotation, molecular function: protein binding. The record is from RefSeq and is a predicted model, not a curated record. Gene Ontology annotation, biological process: cell migration; regulation of Arp2/3 complex-mediated actin nucleation. NCBI's taxonomy places the organism in Eukaryota, Metazoa, Chordata, Actinopteri, Cyprinodontiformes, Poeciliidae.